This is a messenger RNA of Cygnus olor (mute swan), 5823 nucleotides long. RefSeq names its product zinc finger SWIM-type containing 6 (gene ZSWIM6). Bases 1066 to 4104 code for a protein of 1012 amino acids. Gene Ontology annotation, cellular component: Cul2-RING ubiquitin ligase complex. Lineage: Eukaryota; Metazoa; Chordata; Aves; Anseriformes; Anatidae. The record is from RefSeq and is a predicted model, not a curated record. The transcript has 14 exons. Gene Ontology annotation, molecular function: zinc ion binding.
AGUUUAAAACUUCUUUUUUCUGUUGGAGUCAUUUGCUAUUGUGAACAAAGCUGUUAAUAACUGUAUGCAACAGAACUUACUACUUGGAGCAUUCUCUAGUAGAAAGAACAAAAUCUUUUGAAUGUCCACUGCUCUAAUACAAGUAUUCAUAUUUCCAAUGGCAAGGAUAACCUGGAGCAGGUUUCCCACCAGUUUUUGAGAUGAUUUCCUUUCUACUUCCCUUCAUAUCAAAAUGAUAUAAGACUAUACACCAGGGAGUGAGACCCAAGAAAUAAACUGUUAUAUUAGUAGUUGCUUGUCACAAUUAGUUGCCUCACCCUGAGUCAUGGGGUUUUUAGAUCUAGAAUAGCCCAUGAGCUGCUCAUUUGGGACUCUCUUACAAAGCACACCAGGGAGAAGGCCUAAUAAGAAGUACAAUGUUUUUUGAAAGGGAAUAAUGCUGCUUAAGAGUACAUAAUAUCUGAACAAACAGGCAAUGAACAGCAUAUAAUUCUGCACAUUGUGCAGCAGCAUUAAAUAUACAUAUUAGUAAGGUAGCAGAUGCUGCAGUUCUGAAAUUGCCUUGUAAAGUAGCAGUCUUUCGCAGCAGGGUGCUGCUCUAUGUGAGACUCCUUCACACGUAAUGAAUAGCUAAUUUCGGCUCUAUAGUCCGUGAGAGACUGGAGGGGAUCGGGGAGGGGGGGAGUAUUCCAGCAACCACAGCCAGCAGGAUGUGCUGCAAUGUGCUUUUAAUGGAGCAACAUUUCAGAGCUCUUGGGGGUAGAUCCAUAAAGAGGGAUGCUCAUCUGUUACUUCGUAGCCAAACCGAGGAUGUAUUGCUGCAAACAGGCGGGCUGGCCUGCGAAGUGCCUGCUGCCGGGAGGAAAAGGUGGUAGGUUUCGGUGCCUCUUCUGAGGCAUUGGAUGUCUUGUCUCUGUGUGUUUUUUCAUGCAACCAAAAGAUGAAAUAAACAGAAGCAAACACGUCCCCGAGACGUCCCCGAGAAUUGGUACUGAAAAGGUGAGCGGUGUUUUCCCUCAUCCCUCUUGCAGAGCAUGGGAGGACGCUUGUUGAUCCAACUGACGUAUGUCACGGGUUGGAAGAUUCAGCCAGCAACUGAAUCCAAUGCCCCCUUGGCAUUGUCCUGCAAGAGGUUUCCACUUGAGUGGCACAGUGACAGAGCCUGCAAUGCAAUCGGAGCCAGAAACUGUUUGCAAUGUAGCUAUCAGCUUUGAUCGUUGCAAGAUUACCUCAGUGACCUGCAGCUGUGGAAACAAGGACAUCUUUUACUGUGCCCACGUUGUGGCACUCUCUUUAUACCGGAUCCGCAAGCCAGAUCAGGUCAAACUGCAUCUUCCCAUUUCAGAGACACUCUUUCAAAUGAACAGAGACCAACUACAAAAAUUUGUACAGUAUUUGAUCACAGUGCACCAUACAGAAGUUUUGCCAACUGCUCAAAAAUUAGCAGAUGAAAUUCUUUCUCAGAAUUCAGAAAUCAAUCAAGUCCAUGGUGCUCCUGACCCAACAGCAGGUGCUAGCAUAGAUGAUGAAAACUGCUGGCAUUUGGAUGAGGAACAGGUCCAAGAACAAGUUAAAAUCUUCCUCUCCCAGGGUGGAUACCAUGGAUCGGGGAAGCAGCUCAAUUUGCUUUUUGCAAAGGUGCGAGAGAUGCUAAAGAUGAGAGAUUCAAAUGGAGCUCGCAUGUUGACGUUGAUAACAGAACAGUUCAUGGCUGACCCUCGUCUGGCACUUUGGAGACAACAAGGAACUGCAAUGACUGACAAGUAUAGGCAGCUCUGGGAUGAACUGGGUGCUCUGUGGAUGUGUAUAGUCUUAAAUCCCCACUGCAAGUUGGAGCAGAAGGCCAGUUGGCUAAAACAGCUGAAAAAAUGGAACAGUGUCGAUGUUUGUCCCUGGGAAGAUGGAAACCAUGGAAACGAGCUGCCCAAUUUAACCAAUGCUUUGCCUCAGGGUGCAAAUGCUAACCAAGAUUCAUCGAACAGGCCCCAUCGGACGGUGUUCACUCGAGCCAUUGAGGCGUGCGAUCUUCACUGGCAGGACAGCCACUUACAGCACAUUAUCAGCAGUGACCUAUACACCAACUACUGUUACCAUGACGACACUGAAAACUCGCUCUUUGACUCUCACGGGUGGCCCCUCUGGCAUGAACAUGUUCCUACAGCCUGCGCGAGGGUGGAUGCAUUGCGAUCUCAUGGAUACCCAAGAGAAGCACUGAGGCUAGCGAUAGCUAUUGUUAACACACUAAGAAGGCAGCAGCAGAAACAGCUGGAAAUGUUCCGGGCUCAGAAGAAAGAACUCCUCCACAAAGGAGUAACCUCGAUAACAAAUCUUGAAGGUUGGGUGGGACACCCUUUGGAUCCAGUCGGCACGCUCUUCAGUAGCUUGAUGGAAGCCUGCAGGGUGGACGAUGAAAGCUUCCACGGAUUCUCAGACUUCAUGGAGAACAUGGGGCAGUGCAAAUCUCUGGAGUACCAGCACCUGCCUGCACACAAGUUCUUAGAAGAAGGGGAAUCUUAUUUAACGCUGGCCGUGGAAGUAGCAUUGAUAGGGCUGGGACAGCAACGAAUAAUGCCAGAUGGCUUGUAUGCACAAGAGAAGGUUUGUCGAAAUGAGGAGCAGCUCAUUUCUAAGCUACAGGAAAUUGAAUUGGACGAUACUCUGGUGAAGAUUUUUCGAAAACAAGCAGUCUUCCUAUUAGAAGCUGGACCAUAUAGUGGUUUAGGUGAAGUCAUCCAUCGAGAGAGUGUUCCAAUGCACACAUUUGCCAAGUAUCUUUUCACCUCUCUCCUACCUCAUGAUGCUGAAUUGGCAUACAAAACUGCACUGAGAGCCAUGCGGUUGCUAGUAUUGGAAUCUACGGCUCCUUCAGGAGACAUGUCCCGCCCACACCACAUUGCGUCAGUUGUUCCAAACCGGUAUCCCCGCUGGUUCACCCUAAGUCACAUUGAAUCCCAGCAGUGUGAGCUGGCAUCGACCAUGCUAACAGCAGCCAAAGGUGAUGUUCGGAGGCUGGAAACAGUGUUAGAAUCCAUACAGAAAAAUAUUCACUCUUCAUCACACAUCUUCAAACUCGCCCAGGAUGCAUUUAAAAUAGCAACACUCAUGGACAGCUUGCCAGACAUCACUCUUCUGAAAGUUUCACUGGAGUUGGGCCUUCAGGUGAUGCGGAUGACACUGUCAACACUGAAUUGGCGACGGCGGGAAAUGGUGAGGUGGUUGGUAACAUGUGCAACAGAAGUAGGUGUUUAUGCACUGGAUAGCAUCAUGCAAAACUGGUUUACACUUUUCACUCCAACUGAAGCCACUAGUAUUGUUGCUACAACAGUGAUGUCCAACAGCACCAUUGUCCGUCUGCAUUUGGACUGCCAUCAGCAGGAGAAGCUGGCCGGCAGUGCUAGGACGCUUGCCCUACAGUGUGCCAUGAAGGAUCCUCAAAACUGUGCCCUCUCUGCACUGACAUUAUGUGAAAAGGAUCACAUAGCUUUUGAGACCGCUUACCAAAUUGUUCUAGAUGCUGCUACAACCGGCAUGAGCUACUCGCAGCUUUUUACUAUAGCACGAUACAUGGAGCACCGUGGUUACCCCAUGCGGGCCUACAAGCUGGCCACUUUGGCCAUGACGCAUCUCAACCUGAGUUACAAUCAGGACACACACCCUGCCAUUAAUGACGUUCUGUGGGCAUGUGCGCUCAGCCACUCCCUUGGGAAAAAUGAGCUAGCAGCUAUAAUACCUCUGGUGGUCAAAAGUGUCAAAUGUGCAACAGUACUGUCAGACAUUUUGCGUAGGUGUACUUUGACCACUCCUGGCAUGGUGGGACUUCAUGGAAGGAGGAACUCUGGUAAGCUCAUGUCACUGGACAAAGCCCCUUUAAGGCAACUCUUGGAUGCUACAAUCGGAGCCUACAUUAAUACGACUCAUUCACGUCUCACUCACAUCAGCCCUCGACACUAUAGUGAGUUUAUAGAGUUCCUCAGCAAGGCCCGAGAGACCUUCUUAAUGGCUCAUGAUGGACACAUCCAGUUUACACAGUUUAUUGACAACCUAAAACAAAUCUACAAAGGCAAAAAGAAACUGAUGAUGUUGGUUCGUGAGCGGUUUGGUUGACGAAAAUGUGUGAAUGGGGGGGGAGGGAGGGGGAGGGAAGGGGUGGUUUGUUUUUACUUGAGCCUGCCUUUGUAUCCUUUUUAACUUAAAGAAACAGAGCCACACCGGUAUUAUAUGUGUAUAGUUAUAUUGAGUUUGCAAACUAAACUGUCAUGUUGUGAAAGUUUGUGUGUUUAUUUUUUUUCCCUUUUUUUUCUGUUUUGUAUGAGAGAGAGGUUAAAAAAGGUUUGGUUUACACUGAGUAUAUGUUGUCAAGUGGCAAAAGCCCACAUCACUCUCCUGUUCUUUCUGUAUACGUUCACAGCCUCAAAAACAAACAUAUAUUGCAAUGGCUUUAAAAACCAAACAAAACACCUCCAUCCUGUGAUAAGUACCUCGAAUGGAUUCAGCUUUACUCCUUUGUAACUCAUCCUUACAUUUCAGCGUAUUUAAACAAACCAACAAAUGAAAUACUAAUAGUUAAAAGGCUGACCACGUGGCUUUGCAGUGCUGUUCAUCCAGAAGCAUGGCACACAAUGCUUGUGCAUGUGGAAACUUAGCGACUGUCAACAUACAUUCUCAGGGAUUUAUCAAAAAAAUUAAAAAAAAGAAUGAGAGCAUUUAUUGUACUGUAUAUAUAUUAUAGUAUAUGUCUGAAUAUUGAAAAAUAUAACAUUAACUAAUUUAUAAAAAAAAAUCUAUGUAAUGCAAAAUACUUGAAGCUGCAGUAGCUUGGUUUUAAACAAAAAAGAAAACCUAUCAGAAGGACUAAAGUGCGCCUUGCUUCAGGGUUGGCUCAGGUGGUGAACUAUAUGCUGGGCAUCUAUGCAGAGCCACCUUUUGGAUUGCAUGGUUGGACUGAUACCUAUUGGGGAAAAUUUUAUAUAUAUAUAUUUAUACAACCCGUGUAUACAUAUAUAUGUAUACACACAUACACACAUGCUUGUAACAGGCACUAUAGUAAAGACGGACAACAAAAAAUACACAGCCAGAGCAGCAAGCCUUAGCAUUAAGAAUACAGUAUGCCAGAAUUGGGGUUUGUGCCUCCUAGCCUAGAAAACUUAAAGAAAUAUCCUUUUUGACACAAAACGCAAAAUGUUUUCCAAAAUGAUUGACGUGAUACAUUACGCCUUUGCAGUGAGCUAAUAAUAAGCUAACCUUUGUGCACAAAUAACAUAUAUAUAUAUUAUAUAUAUAUAUUCUGCAUAGGUAUUUUGACUUUGUGCAGGACAGAAAGUUGUGUAGGUAUGACUGUUCUACUUUUCAGUUUGUUUUUUUAAUAUAUUUUAUUUUCUCUAGAAUUACUCAAACAAAAGCAGCCUUCUAUCUUGCCUUGUCUUAAUGCUUUAAAAUAACCAAACUGGAGAUCUAACUACCAAACUGUUCAUUAUAUUAUUAAAUACCAACUUUGGUUACAGUAUAGUGUCUUUACUUUAGCUGAUGGUUCUGUAUCCUUGUGCUUUUUAAAGCAGUUUUUAUGUUUUGGUGCAAAAGUUGUCCAGUGUCUCUUGUUCCCUUCAUUAGAGAACAUGCUAGAGGUAUGUUUGUAGGUAUUUUUGUUUAGAAAAACUAUUUCAUGCUCUCCAUUUUAUUUAUUAUAAUAGGUAAAAAGGUUGUACUUCAUCACCCAUGUAAACAUGCUCAUGAAGUUGAAAGUAAUUAAGAUUUGAUACACUGAUAUCAAUUUAUUUAUGUAACUAAAUCACUGUUUUAUAAACUUGUUAAUGAUCAACAAUUUUU